AUGGCACUGGAUUUAGUCAGAAAGACCCCUCCGAUACUGAGUAGCAGUGUGGCCCUCUAUUCCCGGGCCCACAGACCUCUCACUGGGAGAAGAGGGGGAUGGGACGCGAAGGAUCGGAGGGAGAAGUGUAUUUUCCAUAAGAGCCUCUUACUGACCUGGCUCGGUAUUUGGGAAGCGGCGGUUUCGGCAGAAGCCACCGCACCACCCUGCCAAGCAGCAACUUCAGCUAAAAGCAGCGGGCAGGCGCGAGGAGGGGCCCGGGAGGAGGGCUGCGCUUCUGGGAUAUUUAAUCCCCAACCCCCUUUCUCUCUUUCCUGUUGCGUCCCAGCCCUCCGCCCCACGUUCUUCUUUCGCUGGCAUAAACUGACCCAGAGCUGCUCAGCUCUGCUCAACCCUGCCGUGAGGUGCCGUGCGCUGCGCAGCUCCGCUCAGCUCCGGGUAGCCCAGCGGCGAGGGCGCGGAGCUGGGGAGCCCCAGCCCUGCGCUCCCUUGGAUUCCGGGGCCGCUCCCCUCCUAAGCCGCAGGCGCUGCCGCCUCCGCCUCCGCCGUCUCCUCCUCGGGAGUUGCGCGCACAGAAGAGGCACCCCCCGGGACGCCCGCAGCCAGCCAGACUGUCGGCAGGGCAGACCGGUAGACGGGAGUCCCCGCAGGAGGGCGAGCGGCCGGAGGGAGUGCGCUUGGAGACCGGCCCGCAGCAUGGAUUCGGAUUCCGGAGAGCUGAGUGAGGGCGAGCCCGUCUCCGCGGCAGGCCCUGACUUAUUUAGCUCAAAGAACCUUGCCCUUCAAGCACAGAAGAAGAUUCUGAGCAAACUAGCUAGUAAAACCGUGGCCAAUAUGCUCAUCGAUGACACCAGCAGUGAGAUCUUUGAUGAGCUCUACAAAGUCACCAAAGAACACACUCACAACAAAAAGGAAGCCCACAAGAUCAUGAAAGACUUAAUUAAAGUGGCCAUCAAGAUCGGGAUCCUCUACCGAAACAAUCAGUUCAACCAAGAGGAGAUGGAGAUCGUGGAGAAACUCAGGAAGAAGCUAAAUCAGACAGCCAUGACCAUUGUGAGCUUCUAUGAGGUAGAGUACACUUUUGAUAAGAACGUGCUUUCCCAACUCCUGAAUGAGUGUAAAGACCUGGUGCACGAACUGGUAGGGAGGCACCUGACUCCCAGGACCCAUGGACGCAUCAACCAUGUCUUCAAUCACUUUGCAGAUGUGGAAUUCCUCUCUGCCCUCUAUAGUCUGGAUGGAGAGUGCCGAAUGAACCUCAAAAAGAUCUGUGAUGGAGUCAACAAAUUGCUGGAGGAAAAAAUUCUUUGAAUUUUUUCCCCUCCAUUUCCUCUUUCUGGAUUUAAAAUGACAGUCACUGAGCGUCUCUGAUGAGCAACAGCAGCAACAAUAACAACAACAAUGGAACAAAAACCCUGUGAAGUGUAUCGAUUCUCUGUCUCGUUCAUCUAGCAGAUGCUAGCUUUAUUCUGCGUCCAGGUGUACUCCCGGAGCUCCCUGAUGUGGGAUUUUUAAUGUGUGUCUGUUUGUUUGGAAAUGCUUGACAUAAAUGGCAUCUCAGAGACUCGUUAAGGAGAGUUGAUAACACAUCCCAAGUGGGGAAACUACUCUGUUGAACUACACCAAAAUCAAGGGAGACCACUGAUUCAGCUUUUCUGAGUGUGUGAGGGGUGAUCAGUUCAGGAGGGUAAGAGGGAAAGAACAAAAGAAACAAACAACUGGCUUUUAAAUGUCUUCUUCUGGGUGUGCAAGAUUUUUAAAAAUAGUAAUAAUAAUGACCUAGAAAUUUAAGGAAAUACAGCCUUCCAACACAAGAAAAUAUAUUCUCCCCAGUCCCCCCCCCCAAGCAACAACAUGAGUUAGCAUAUAGAUCAAAGACUUGCUGUGGGAAGUAAAUAUGCUUUCAUUACUUUGGGCGGGGGGGGGGGAAUAGUGGAGUUUUCUUAUUUCAAAUGUUAUAGUACUCCAUAGGGGACAAUUUCCUGAGGAUAUGUCAAUAGUCCCUAGUGAGAGGUAAUGUCCCUUCUAUAGCUGUCCCUGAGAGAUACACACAUCUCAUAUCUGUGUGUGGGUAAUCAGCUAUGGUUCAACGAAACUCUACCUGACCCAGGCGUACAACUAACAAAUAAAAGUUUAUACAGGUGAAAAUCAGGCAGGAAGAAUCCCUUUCCUUCAUUCUCGACCUUCCCAAGUUUCACAGAACCAUUUUUUGGGGGUCCAUUAAACUGAACAGCCCUUUGAACAAAGGAGGAGCUUGGGAUUAUGAUUCAGAAACAAAAGCCACCUGCCAUGAGAUGCUUCCCUAUAAUAAGAACAGUGGAAAUGACAGGAGAGAAAUCCAGAUGUCAGAACACAUGCCCCACUCUCUAUUCUCUGGAACAAGAAUGAUCAUACUGUCUCAGAUCGUGGUCCAAACCAGCCUUGUAGGCUGUCUCUGGUAGCAGUACUCGUGCAUGGAUGGAUGACUUGUGGGAGGUCAUGGUUGCAACAUCAGCCAAAACAGCAGUGGUCCAGAUGCCAACUAGUCAGACUUGAAUUGCUCCCAUUGUCAAAGUCUAUUAAACACUUCAGUGAAAAACAGCA
Messenger RNA from Phascolarctos cinereus (koala), 2583 nucleotides. It is a transcript of the gene TNFAIP8L3, whose product is annotated as TNF alpha induced protein 8 like 3. Gene Ontology annotation, biological process: regulation of apoptotic process. The record is from RefSeq and is a predicted model, not a curated record. Gene Ontology annotation, cellular component: cytoplasm. NCBI's taxonomy places the organism in Eukaryota, Metazoa, Chordata, Mammalia, Diprotodontia, Phascolarctidae.